Molecule: messenger RNA, 5735 nt
Organism: Sinocyclocheilus grahami
Lineage: Eukaryota; Metazoa; Chordata; Actinopteri; Cypriniformes; Cyprinidae
Gene: nlrc5
Product: NLR family, CARD domain containing 5
Exons: 37
Coding region: 309-5057 (1582 amino acids)
Biological process (GO): positive regulation of MHC class II biosynthetic process; positive regulation of transcription by RNA polymerase II; positive regulation of MHC class I biosynthetic process
Molecular function (GO): protein binding
Source: RefSeq, a predicted model, not a curated record
UCUUUGAAUUCGUUAUAAAGUGCUUUUGGUUGUGAUUGCAUAGAAAAGUAUCCGAAAAUAACCCUUUCAACACGCUCAGUCGUCGAUAGAUAAAAUGUUAUUUGAUAUUAAAACACACUUAACGUUAAAAGACGCACGAGCGCAGUUUGGCAGGGUUGGUUUAGUAGAGUCGCGCUAACGUCUGGUUCACUGCAGGAUCCGUAUUUUUAAUGCGCAUAAAAGAAAUCGAAACCAAACCAGAGGGAUAGUUUAGUUUCAUUUUCUUCCCUUAAACUGGACCCGAUGCGUUAUGCCACCAGCGCUAAUGGAUGAGGAUGGAAAGGGUGGACUGGCCGGGGGACAUCCUGACACUGGUGGCCCAGGAGGCCAGUGCACUGGUGGAAUUGCUCUGCGAACAAAACAGUGGUGUUCUGGAUCGGAUCUUUGCCUUAGUGGAACCUAAAACACUGGAUCACAGACAGUCACUGACCAACACCAGAGAUCGUGUCUCAGCCAUUGUAGAUUACUUUAAGUCUUCAGACCGAAACUCAUGUAGACAGUUUCUCACCAUUGUAUAUCAGUACAGUGAAAACAUUCCCCUUCUUCUUGAAACUACACUGGUGUCCAUAGCAGGAUACACACCUGGAACAAACUUCAAUCAUACAUGUGAGAGUGUCGACUCUUCACCUUCACCAUAUGUGAAACGUCCACGGCUAGAUCAUUUACAGAGCUACAUGGAUGCUCUUAAAUCCAUGGUACUGCAAAAAUAUGAGUCAGUGGCACAAGCUGUAGUAAAGGACAUCCGUCUGGAAGACACAUGGGUGUAUUUAAGACACAGGAACCCUCCACGAGGGAAAGACAGGACCAUCCAGCCUCAAGCCUCUCUAGACAACCAUGAAGGAGAAGAGUCAGAGCAUAAAGUGUCUGUUGAGUCUCUUUUGAAAACCACCAGCAGGGUUGUCACGCUGCUGGGCCAGGCUGGAUCUGGUAAGACCCUGCUGGUUCACUGCCUCGGUCGUGACUGGGCUGAAGGUUCCUUCCCAUCUAUUCAUCUGCUGUUCCUGCUGGAGUUCCGGCAGCUCAAUCUUAUCUCACGUGAUUUGUCCUUGAAAGAACUACUAUUUCUCUUCUAUCCUGCUUGUGAUGAUGACGAGGAACAAAGUGAUGCAGUGUUUGAAUUCAUCCUCUCCAACCCUGAGAAGGUCUGCUUCAUAUUUGACGGGUAUGAUGAGUUUCGUGCCAAGCUUACGCAUCCUGAAAAGCUGGAGAGCAUCAAUGACCCAAACAAACCUCUUCCAUUGACAGAUCUCCUCUCAGGACUGUGCAGUCGUAGAUUCCUUCCAGAUUGCACUGUGUUGGUCACCUGUAGACCACGAGAUGUGACUGACAUGUUUGGAAGCCCUGGCUUCAUAACCUGUGAGCUACAAGGGUUUGACCGAUUGGGUGUGAAGGAAUAUGCCGAGCAAUACUUCCAUAAAAAAGGAGAUGAACUCAAAAAGAAAGCUGUAAACCUGUUGAUGAACAACCGACACCUCUUGUCAAUGUCUCACGUACCUGGACUCUGUCAUAUUUGCUGUGUAUGUAUGGAACAUCUGUUCUCCAGUGAUGGAACUGAUCUUCAGCUACCAACGUCCUUAACCCAAAUCUACAUGCAGAUCAUCUUGGCGUUCCUCAAACGCAUCAAUGGAGGUGUGGUGUCUGGUACAUCUCCACUGCAGAGAUACAGAUCUAAAAUUGUUGAGAUGAGUCAGUUGGCCCUCAAAGGACUGGAGGAAAGCACUAUAGUCUUCAUGGACACAGAUGUGUCUCCAGAGCUCCAGGAAUUUGGUGUUAAAAGCGGGAUACUGUCUUGUGUGAAACUGACUCGUGAGGAUGGAUCUUCAGGAUAUGGUUUCACGUUCAUGCACCUUACAAUGCAGGAGUUUCUCGCUGCUCUCCACCUCAUGACCAGUCAGAACAUCACUGAGAGUCAACUUAAGAAGAAGCUUAACUUGAAAACCCGCUGGACCACCAAGAUUGAUCCAAAAUCCGUUUUUACAGACUCUCUCCAUGUUUAUGUAUGUGGGCUUGCGGCAGAGGCCUGCAAGUCCAGUUUGGUCCAACUUAAAGGGGCCGAGGGCACUACGGCUUGGGUACAAAAGCGGCAAGCUACCGUCCGUAAUGUUUUGCUGGGUUUUGCAGGAAGUACCAGUCAAACAGGCCCCAAAAUUGUGGAGCUGUGUCGAUGUGCUCAUGAGACUCAAGAUGCUAAGUUAGCAAGAGCUAUUGGUUCGAGACCACAGUUUGAACUGCGAAAUAUCAGACUCAAUGCAGUUGACAUGGAUUCGUUAGCAUUUGUGACAGCGGCUGCUGAUCAGAAUGUAUGUCUGGACAUUGGUGGCUGUUCAAUUGAUCCGGAUUGUUUGGAAAUUCUCCCUAGUUUCAAGAAUGUGGAUCAUCUCAUUUUCCGUAGCCGGAAAUAUGAUGACAAGUUUGCAGAGGCUUUGUGUGGUAUCCUGCGUAAACUCCAGGCUUUGCAGAAAUUAGAUGUCAGUGAAAAUGGUGUUGAUAUGGAUGGGGUGGUGAUGCUUGCUUCUGCCAUUUGUAACCAGAAGAACCUGAGGAAAGUGGAUGCAAGUGAAAAUGGAAAGAAAAAGCUGGUUCUUUGGUUUGACACCAGCAGACGGCAUAAUUCAAGACAGCUGACCACAAAUGUAACUGGGAUACAUCUGCAUAAAAAACUCAGUUUAACCCGUAGUGAUAUCAAACCUGUCUACAUGACCAAGCUGUGUAAGCAACUGGUAAAAUGUGAAAACCUACUGGACAUUGAGUUCUCCCAUCUGAAAUUAUCAAAUGAGUCUGUAGAGAAGUUGAUGUUGAUUCUUCCUGAAAUGUCUUCUCUUCAACUACUGAACCUAAGUCAUGUUGACCUGUCUACAAAUGGGGCUUUGUUAUUGAUCAGAUCUCUUGCUGACUGUCAGCGUGUCACAGCUGUAGAACUGAGGCACCAGGCAGAAGCAUUCAUCAAGUUUGUUCCUGAAAAGGCAGAGGCAGCAAUUUGCAAGCUCACAGAGUAUAAACUGUGCAAAAGCAAUGUUGAGAAGCUCUCAAGGAUACUGGAAAACUGUCCUCGCCUAUCUGAAUUGGAUUUGUCUCAUAACCUUCUUCAUGAUGAAGGGGUGAAAUGUUUUGUUGACUAUUUGCCUAAACUAAAGAUCUCCAGCUCGGUGAGCCUCACCGGCAACCAAAUAACUCAAGUCGGGGCACUGCAUCUGGUCAACUCAAUGAACACCUGUGAGAAAGUUGUUGCUGUUGAAGUCAGUCUUGGAGUGGAAGAUCAGUCUCUGAUUAAGUUUGUGCAGGAACAUGUCAAUGGCAAAACUCUUAGGCUAAGGGAGUGCAGUUUUGAGGUCAUACACUUGAAGAAGCUUGUGGAAAUAGUGAACAGAUGCCCUAGACUACUUACAUUAGAAUUGUCUUCUAAUUCACUGCACAGUCAAGGCCUUUUCUCUCUACUGGACAGCCUGGUUGAGCUCUCCACAAUCCAAACUGUGAAAUUAAGAAGUAAUGGUCUGAGUUCUGAGCAGAUUGAGUAUUUUGUUAAAAAGUUAAGUAGCUGUCACCAACACAGAGACACCAGGAUUGAAGAGCCGUGGCUGACAGGAAAUGCUGUUGCCAGUCUCAUUGCCAAAUGCCUAAAUUUGCAGCCACACAUCAAAGAAAUCAGCGUCAACCGUGCAUCCAUAAACAUCAUUACAGAGGGAAAUUCCAGGCCUAGAUCCACUUUUGUAGGUCAUUCUGAAAACUUCUCACCUGCUCUGCAGUCCAUCAGCUUUGAUGACUGUGACAUAGAAGGACAGCAUCUCGCUCCUCUGACACUUCCCAUUCAGAAAUGUCAUGCCUUACAGGAUUUAAGAUUCUCUCAGCUCAAAGUGGACAGAAAAGGUGCAGAUUUUUUUUCUGCGGUCAUUCCUUUCUUACGGAAUCUCAGGAACCUCACUCUUGAUUUGAAAGGAGCAGCUGAGGAUGAGGUGGCAACACUUAUGGCAGCAUUACCAAAAACUACAUCAUUUGAGAGUUUGAGUUUGUCCCAGCUUGUUUUAGGUGACCAUGGAGCUACAGUACUUGGAAGAGCACUUCAAAGUGUGCCAAAUCUAAAGUCGAUCAAUCUGUCCCAGUGCUCUGGUUGGACAGCAGCUCGAGGGCGGGACCUGGUCAGAGGUCUGGUGCAGUGUGUCUCACUGGCAGAGAUACGACUUGACUCUGUGAUACUUGAUGAGGAGGGUAUAACCAUUCUAGCUCAAGGCUUCAGCCGUUUGACCUCACUUAGGAGGCUCAGCUUGAACAAAAUCAGAGUGGUGACAUCAGAGACAUUUGUGAAUGGCACUGGCAUACUCUGUCUACUGGCCUCUUUUAAGGGUUUUAGACAGAUGGAAGAGAUUGAGUUGGAAAGUUGGAGAAUUGGAGAUAGUGGUACUUAUGAACUUGUGAAAUACAUUCCUUCAUGGACUGAACUAGUAAAACUAAGUCUGUCAGACAACAAUGUGACUGACCAGGCUGGAGAGAAGCUAUUGGCAGCACUAUCCCACUGCAGAGUUCUUCAGAAACUACAACUGUCCAAAAACCAACUUGGUCAGGCCAGUGCUGCUAAACUAGCACAAGUCGUUCCGUUACUGCCUCAGCUUUCAGAACUCAAUUUGUCAGAGAAUCAGUUUGGCCAACAAGGAUCCAUGUCUCUUUGUGAAGGUCUGAUGAGCAUGAAGGCACUAAAAAUACUACAUUUGACUUCGAUUGGGAGUUCAGAUCUGGUUGGUGUUGCCUCAUCCCUCAAACACUGUCCGUCCAUAGAGGACGUCAGCUUGUCAUGGAAUUUAUGUGAUGACAGCCUGGCACGGACACUGGCUGAGAUUCUACCCCUGUGUACAAAGCUGAAAAGACUUGACCUGGAGGCCAAUAAUAUCACCACAGCAGGAGCCACAGUAAUAGCCAAAUGCCUCCCAUCAUGCCCCUCCAUUGAAGUAAUAAGACUCUGGAGGAACCCAAUUGCCAAAGAAGAUGAGAAUCUGAAAGAUCAGAGACUUAAUUUUUCAUCAGUUUAACCACUUAUGUUUUCCUCAAUUUUUUUUCUUCAUUUUUUUAUAUUGUAAAUAAUAUUGUUGAAGUGCUAUUACCAGAUUUUAAGAUUGAGUUAUUUAAUCGGAGAACACAUUACCUCAUUAGAGCAAUUCAUUACACAAAAACAACAACAACACAGUUUCCAGCUGUUCAGGGACUUGAAUCAUUGAAUGUCCAUAUAAUGGAAAUAGUAGGCUCUGGUAAAUAAAGAGAAUGAGCAGGUAACCCCCCUUACCUUUACAAGAGAUUUACAUUUUCUGUGGAUUUUCUAACUUGCAAGAAUUAGAAACAAUGAAAAUGUGACUAAUUAGCACAGUGAAGCAUGCAGGCAGCUCUCUUGUAAAGUUCAGCACAGUCAUGCUCUUUGCUUAUACACUGCCAUAAGAGCCCAGACCUCCAUUAGGGGCAUUCAUGCAUUUAUCAACCCUGGACACAAACCACCAUGUUGUGUUCUCCUGUAAAUUACGUAUUUAUGUCUGUAUUUUACUCGAUCUAUUGAGCUUUUACCUAUAAAUUGUUUUAUUUUAUUUUAUUUUUGAAUUGUGGCACCUGUAAGGUGAAAUUGGUCUGUUUUGUGGUAAACGCACAAACAUCCUCUCUGAUAGCUGCACUGAUACAUUUGUAUUCUAUUCAUGUGUUUUUUAUGUGCACUUUCAAUUUAA